AUGGCAGACAUCGCCUCCGAGUUGGCGGAAGGAGUCGCCGGUCCAUCGUACAGCACUGCAUCCAUGCGGCCCAUCACCCUCCCCUCAACACCUCAUACCCCACCCCCAUUCGGACCCACCUCUCUCUAUGCGCAGACCUCUCAAGCGCGCAACUGGCGCUUCUCCCUCCCUACCCUAUCUUCCAUUCGCUCCAAUGCUAAUUCCACCGCUCGGGAGCGUCUGACCGCCCUCUGGGCGGCCGAGUCCUCUUCCACCCCCGCACCGCCUUUUUUGACUGUGGAAGAGGAGCAGUCCCUCAUCGCAUACUACCUGGUCAAGAUCUCGGCCAUCACCCAUGCCCUACGUCUACCCGAACUCGUCGAAGCCACCGCCACCACCUACGUCAAGCGCUUCUACCUUCGCAACACCGUCAUGGAUUUCCAUCCCAAGUCUCUCGUCAUAACGUGCAUCUUCUUGGCGAGUAAGACGGAGAACUACCCACUGAAUCUGGGGGAGUUUGCGAGAAAGCUCGCCGGCAAGCAGGCAAGCGAUAAAGCUGUGGUCGAGGAGAAUCGACGGACGGUAUUGGGAUUGGAGUUCUUGGUGAGUCAGAGUUUGGGUUUUGAAUAUGGCGUGAGGGGGGCUCAUCGGUCGCUGUAUGGGUUGUUGUUGGAUGUUCAGGAUGUGGGGGUGGGGAGGGAGGAGGUGAGGGAGCUGGCGGAGGGAGCGAGGGGAAAGUUGGGGACGGCGAGAUUGACCGACGCCGAAUUUGUGUAUACGCCCAGUCAGAUCGCGCUUGCGUGCGUGCGGGCCACGGGCGAGCGCGGAAGGGAAGUGGUAGGGUUGUGGCUCGAUCAGAAGACGCAGCUUGCCCGAAAAGCCGCCCUGGAGGGAAAGAAGAAGCGACAAGCGGUGAGGGAGGCGGAGGUGGUACGAGCAACUAAGGUCAAACAGGCACUCGCGCGGAGGUCGAAAGCCAAACUGGGAGCCAAAACGCAGGUGGAAGAGACGCCGACACCGAUCGACCCGGCAACGGUUGAGUUCGACGACGCACUGCUCGAGGCGCAGCCGCUGGGAAUGACGCGGGAAGAACUGGAGCGCGUGCUCGACGAGAUCGAGGCCAUGAUCACCGAGCGCGAGACGGGCGGUUACACGGGCCAGGGCAAGGGCGCCGAGGAUCUAGAGCGGAUCAAGGCCAUCGAUGCGAGACAAAAGGCGUGUAUGAACCCCGAGAAUACGCCUGGGUCGAGGUUGUACAGGAAGAGACAGGCCGAGGGCGAGGAUGGCGAGGAGGGGAAUGGGAAGAGGGCCAGAAAGGAUGGGGUCGAUUCCGACGACGACGACGUCCCGCAGGCGGACGGGUUCAGUGUCAAGCCCGAGCCGAAAGUUUAG
Kalmanozyma brasiliensis GHG001 is the source of this 1371-nucleotide messenger RNA. RefSeq names its product Cyclin, N-terminal. The record is from RefSeq and is a predicted model, not a curated record. Gene Ontology annotation, biological process: regulation of transcription by RNA polymerase II; regulation of cyclin-dependent protein serine/threonine kinase activity. Gene Ontology annotation, molecular function: cyclin-dependent protein serine/threonine kinase regulator activity. The transcript has a single exon. Gene Ontology annotation, cellular component: transcription factor TFIIK complex; nucleus. The coding region runs from base 1 to 1371 and encodes 456 amino acids. NCBI's taxonomy places the organism in Eukaryota, Fungi, Basidiomycota, Ustilaginomycetes, Ustilaginales.